Messenger RNA from Lodderomyces beijingensis, 1710 nucleotides. NCBI's taxonomy places the organism in Eukaryota, Fungi, Ascomycota, Pichiomycetes, Serinales, Debaryomycetaceae. The record is from the annotation of a GenBank genome assembly.
AUGUACGUGCAGCUCCCGUUUGACGAGCUCAAGGUCGACCCCAACCAGAAAAAAAGAAUAGCGUAUUUUUACGAUGCCGAUAUUGGCAAUUACGCCUACGGGGCAGGGCAUCCCAUGAAGCCGCAUCGUAUAAGAAUGGCCCACUCGUUGAUCAUGAACUACGGCCUAUACAAGAAGAUGGAGAUAUAUCGGGCCAAGCCUGCGACAAAGCAGGAAAUGUGCCAGUUCCACACUGAUGAAUACAUUGAUUUCAUAAGUCGAGUCUCACCGGAUAACUUGGACUUGUUCAGUAAAGAGAGCGUCAAGUUCAACGUUGGUGAUGAUUGUCCCGUGUUUGAUGGGUUGUUCGAGUACUGUGGCAUUAGCGGAGGCGGAUCGAUGGAGGGCGCUGCGCGGUUGAACCGCGGCAAGUGUGACAUUGCCAUAAAUUACGCCGGUGGGUUGCACCACGCUAAGAAGUCGGAGGCCUCGGGGUUCUGCUACUUGAAUGAUAUCGUGUUGGGCAUCAUUGAGUUGUUGCGGUACCACCCGCGCGUGUUGUACAUUGACAUUGACGUGCACCAUGGAGAUGGCGUCGAGGAGGCGUUUUACACCACCGACAGAGUGAUGACUUGCUCGUUUCACAAGUAUGGAGAGUUUUUCCCCGGCACGGGCGAGUUGAGGGAUAUUGGCGUGGGCAAGGGGAAGUACCAUAGUGUCAAUGUUCCUUUGAGAGAUGGGAUUGAUGACGCGACGUACAAGUCGGUGUUUGAGCCGUUGAUCAGCAAAAUCGUUGAGUGGUAUCAGCCAUCUGCUAUUGUGUUGCAGUGCGGGGGCGAUUCGCUUAGUGGAGACAGAUUAGGUUGUUUUAAUUUGUCGAUGGAAGGCCAUGCAAAUUGUAUUAAUUUUGUUAAGCUGCUUAAUAUCCCCUUGAUGGUCUUGGGAGGCGGUGGGUACACGAUGAGAAACGUUGCUAGAACGUGGGCGUUUGAGUCUGGCUUGUUGAAUAAUGUCAAGUUGCCCGCGGAAUUGCCGUAUAACGAGUACUACGAGUACUAUGCUCCCAACUACACGUUGGAUGUUAGGCCUUCCAAUAUGUACAAUCAGAACUCACCCGAGUUUUUGGAUAAGGUCUUGACCAACAUAUUGACGAAUCUAGAAAACACGAAACACGCGCCGUCUGUGCAGAUGAACAACGUGCCUAAUGACCCUGAGGAUUUGGGGGACGUUGAAGAAGACACUGCCAUGGCGAUUGAUACUAAAGGGGGGUCCGAGAUGAGUCGGGAUGCGCAGAUCCAGCCCGACAAUGAGUUUUAUGACGAGGAUAGUAAGGACAAGGGCGAGAAGAAUAUAGAUGAUGCAGCACAGCUGCAAGAUGGCAAUGACACGAUAGAAGCGAAAGAGGAAGAAGAGGAAGAAAACAAGAAGGAGGAAGAAGUGAAGAUGGAUGAAGAGAAGAAGGAGGAAGAGAAGAAAGAGGAGGAAAACGAGGAGGAGGAAGAGAAGAAGGAUGAAGAGAAGAAGGAUGAAGAAAGGGAGAAAGAAAAAGAGAAGGUGGUGGCGGUGGUGAAGGAUGCUGGUAAUGUGAAUGCUGCAGAAGAAGGAGAUGUCCAGAUGGAAGAUGCCACGGAGGUGGCCAAAGCUGAAGCUGCUGAGACUGCAAACGGAGCUGGGGAAUUGACCCAAGAGGAAAUAAAAGAGAUUAACGAGCUCAACGAGAGCAUGCAGUAG